AUGGCACGGGGACAAACAUCCGAUGUGGGAAAAGUGAUACUAGAAAAUGCUCCACAAAAUGAUACUUUGACUUGUCCUAUGAUCCAAAAAGACAUUGUCAAUGCUUGUGCAAAAGAAACGGUGAAAGCUAUAAUUGGAGAAUUGAAUGGAGAUUACUUUGGUAUAUUAGUGGAUGAGUCCAAAGAUAUCUCACACAAAGAACAAAUGGCUCUCGUGUUGCGGUAUGGUGAUAAGAAUGGUGCGGUGCUAGAACGAUUUAUCGGUCUAGUCCAUGUUAGUGAUACAUCGGCAUGCUCAUUAAAGAAAGAAAUCUACUCUUUGCUUUCCAAUCACUCACUAAGUCCAUCUAAAAUACAUGGACAAGGAUCUUUUAAGCGUAGAGAUUUAAUUCGUCAUCAUCAAGCUGAAAAGUUGGAGCAGUUACUUGAAUCAGGUGAAGUUCAUACUGGACGAGGACUAAAUCAAACGCGCGGACUUCAAAGACCAGGUGAUACUCGUUGGGGAUCGCAUUUCAAAACAUUAGAUAACUUUAUUGUUAUUUUCUCAACUAUUGUUCAUGUGCUUGAAGUGAUUAAACAUGAAGGUUCCACCUCAAGUGAUAGAAAUCAAGCAAAAUAUCUUUUGAUUGAGAUUAAAACAUUCAAAUUUGUUUUUAUGCUUCACUUGAUGUUAAAAGUGUUGGCAAUGUCAAAUGAGUUGAGCAAGAUUUUACAAAAAAAGGAUCAAGAUAUUAUCAAUGCGGUGGAUUUUCUUAAGAUUGCAAAAGAAAGAUUGCAAGAUAUGAGGGAAACUGGAUGGAAGCCUUUGUUGGAUGAUGUUUCCUCAUUUUGUGAUGAACAUGAUAUUUUGAUUCCCAAGUUAGAUGAGUCUUAUUUUCCUGGAAAGUCAAAGCGUAAGUCUUUUGGUGUUUGUUAUUCACACCACUUGCGUAUUGAAAUCUUUUGUGCCGUGAUUGAUGUGCAACUUCAAGAGCUUAAUGAUCGUUUUGAUGUAGCGAGUAGUGAUUUGCUUCUUGGGAUGGGUAGCUUGAAUCCAAUCAAUUCUUUUGCUAAUUUUGAUAAAGGUAGAAUCAUGACUUUAGCAAAUGGUAAUCCCAAGUUCUCCAACUUGCAAGGAAUUCGUGAUUUGGCAAAAGCAUUGGUUGAGGCAAAUCUUGUGGAUACUUAUUCACUUGUUUAUUUACUUGUGAAGUUAACUCUGAUCUUACCUGUUGCAACCGCAACCGCGUGGAGAGAGCAUUCUCAUCCAUGA
Lycium ferocissimum is the source of this 1251-nucleotide messenger RNA. RefSeq lists its product as uncharacterized. The coding region runs from base 1 to 1251 and encodes 416 amino acids. The record is from RefSeq and is a predicted model, not a curated record. Lineage: Eukaryota; Viridiplantae; Streptophyta; Magnoliopsida; Solanales; Solanaceae. The transcript is spliced from 3 exons.